AUGCAUUUUCCUACUAUGGUUCGGGGGGCUGCGGUCCUGGCUGCGCUGUCUGGUACAGCUGCGGGAUUUGUCACGUCGCCGUUCAAGCGCGAUUUGAAGCUUUCCGCUCAGCUGGGGAUUCAUCCGGAUACCCUGCUCCGUCACAAGACUUCGGUGCAGGCUGUUGCCAGUUCCCAGAUUGAUGCAAUCGUUAAGGCAGAAUAUGUUUCGCUCCCGAUUGAUCACAUCAACUCUUCGGUUGGUCAGUACCAGAACCGCUAUUGGGUAUCUGAACAGCAUUACAAGAAGGGAGGACCGGUCUUCGUGUAUGAUGUUGGUGAGGCCACUGCCGAAUCCUCGGCUCAAUCCUUUCUGAGCAAUUCGACCACGUUCUUUUAUCAGUUGGUCGAAGAUUUCGGUGGGAUUGGUAUCGUUUGGGAGCACCGAUACUAUGGGGAUUCUCUUCCCUACAACGUGAGCCACAGCACGGAGCCUGAGCAUCUCCAGUACCUCAACAACAAACAGGCUCUGGCAGACAUUCCAUACUUUGCCGCCAACUUCACUCGCGGAAAUUACAGCGAUGUGGACCUGACUCCAGCCGCAACACCAUGGGUCAUGGUCGGAGGCUCAUACUCUGGCAUGCGAGCUGCGUUCACUCGUCAUUUGUACCCCGAUACAAUUUACGCUUCAUACGCUUCCUCCGCCCCUGUGGAAGCACGGAUCGACAUGAGCGUCUACUUCGACCAGGUUUACGAUGGCCUGGUUGCAUAUGGACACUUGAACUGCACCAGGGACAUCAAGGCUGCACUGGAGUACAUCGACCAGGAACUCUCGAAGAGCAAAUGGUCCGCCGCAGCCAUCAAGCGGGAAUUCUUCGGCGAAGGCGCCGAGAAAAACAGCAACGGCGAUUUCACCGCCGCGCUCGUGAUCAUUUUCAACUAUUUCCAAUCUUAUGGCAUGGGCGGUGGUCUAGGUGGUCUAGAGUCAUUCUGCGAGCACAUGGAGACCGACCCGAAGACUAGCGCGCCCGCGCCCCCCAAGGAUUCGCCCCCAGCCGGGCUGGUCAAUAUGAAUUUGGAGACAAAUUGCAAGAAGCUUGAAGACAGCGAGCCACUCUCGUGCAAUCUAGGGGCGCUAUCCACCGACCCGGACAGCAUCAGCUGGACGUGGCAGUACUGCACCGAAUGGGGAUUCUUCCAGACAAACAACUUCGGACGUCACUCGCUGCUGUCAAAAUACCAGACCCUUGAUUAUGCGCAGGAAUACUGCAACCGAUCCUUCCCGAAGGCGAUCGAGAAGGGUCUGUUCCCCAAACACCCACAAGUGGACGCGACCAACGCGGAGACCGGCGGAUGGACUAUUCGUCCGUCCAACGUUUACUGGAGCGGCGGCCAGUUUGAUCCGUGGCGUACUUUGUCUCCCCUGGCGGAAGGCACUCGGUUAGCCCCGCAGGGUGUGGCCCUCACAACCGAGAUCCCCGAGUGCAAUGUGGAGACUGGGGAAAAUACGAUCUUCGGCUACAUCAUGCAGAAGGCAGAGCACUGCUUUGAUUUCCGUACCACUUUUGUACCUGGGGCGAUUUCUCGAGGAUACUUCCACACAGCUUUGACAGAGUGGCUCGGAUGUUUCAAAGCCAAGACUCUUGCUCUAGUUGGUGCGCUGUCUGCGGCCUUUUUGGUCGUGCGCUACUUCGCACAGCUACAUCACCACCGUAAACAAUCCAAAGCCCUACUCUGCAAGCCUCCCCGUUCGGGAUCCUCCCUUUUCUUCGGUAUUCCAGGUUUUAUUCGGUUGAGUAAGGCUGUCCGCGAAAAGCGUUGGAUCGAUCAUCUCUACAACGAAUAUGCUGUCCAUGGAAAUACCUACCAACAGACAUUCCUAUCUCGAAAUAUAUUGACCACUAUCGAGCCUGAAAAUGUCAAGGCAAUUCUCGCAACCCAAUUCAAAGAUUUUUCUCUUGGAACAAGACACCAGCAGUUUUACCCACUCCUAGGCGAUGGCAUCUUCACCCUUGAUGGUGCGGGGUGGUCGCAUGCGCGCGGAUUAUUGCGCCCGCAGUUCACCAGAGAUCAGGUCGCCGAUCUCUCCAUGCUUGAUGACCACAUCUCCAACUUAAUCGACCUUAUCCCCAAGGACAGGAGCAGUUUCGAUAUCCAGCGUUUGUUUUUCCUCCUGACCCUGGACUCGGCAACGCACUUCUUAUUCGGCGAAUCGGUCGGGUGCAUGCUUCCCCCUUCGGGGAAGACAGGCGUGCUGGAGAAAUGCGCCGUCGGUAGCGCACAGGGUUUCGCCAACGCCUUCGGAACCGCUCAGGAUUAUCUCGCUGCACGGAGUCGCGCCCAGGGAAUGUACUGGGUUGUCAAUCCCAAGGAAUUCCGCGAGGCAAGCCGGCAGGUGCACGAAGUCGUCGAUCAUUAUGUCAACCUCGCUCUGGAGUCGAAACGUAACCCAGAAAAGAAGAACGCCGACGGUCGGUAUAUCUUCCUCGAAGCACUGGCGGCCGACACCGAUGACCCUAAGAUCCUACGCGAUAACAUGCUCAAUAUUCUAUUGGCUGGUCGCGAUACCACGGCUAGUCUGCUGAGCUCGACGUUCUUCUACCUUUCCCGGCACCUUAAUGUGUGGAACCGACUGCGUCGUGAGAUCGUGGAUAUUUUCGGAGAUGCCAAGAAUCCGCGGUCGGAAAUGACUCAGACCAAGCUGAAGGAUAUUCCUUAUCUGCGAUAUGUGUUGAAUGAAGUCCUUCGUCUCCAGCCUCCCGUGCCUGUCAACUUCCGCGUCUCAACAAAAGACACCUCCCUACCGGUCGGCGGUGGCGCAGACUAUCAAUCCCCCGUCUAUAUCAAGAAGGGCACGAUGGUUGCAUAUAGCGUCUACGCUAUGCACCGCCGGACGGACCUAUGGGGCAAAGACGCGACUUCUUUCCGACCCGAGCGCUGGGAAGAAAAUGCUAAGCAUGGCUGGGAAUACCUUCCUUUUAAUGGUGGGCCGCGUAUCUGUCUUGGUCAACAAUAUGCCCUCACUGAGGCAAGCUACACCGUUGUUCGUCUGAUGCAGCACUUCGAUACCCUCGAAAACGCGGACCCCCACCCUCGACAGGAGCCUAUUAAGCUAUCUAAUCUAACAAUGUCGCAUGAUCUUGGCGUGCCUAUUCGUUUGUACUCUUCGGGUAAGAUUUAG
Penicillium samsonianum is the source of this 3159-nucleotide messenger RNA. RefSeq names its product serine peptidase. Gene Ontology annotation, biological process: proteolysis. Gene Ontology annotation, molecular function: iron ion binding; serine-type exopeptidase activity; heme binding. The transcript has 8 exons. The record is from RefSeq and is a predicted model, not a curated record. NCBI's taxonomy places the organism in Eukaryota, Fungi, Ascomycota, Eurotiomycetes, Eurotiales, Aspergillaceae. The coding region runs from base 1 to 3159 and encodes 1052 amino acids.